This is a messenger RNA of Hippopotamus amphibius kiboko, 4180 nucleotides long. It is a transcript of the gene KLHL22, whose product is annotated as kelch like family member 22. Gene Ontology annotation, biological process: proteasome-mediated ubiquitin-dependent protein catabolic process; cell division; positive regulation of TORC1 signaling. The record is from RefSeq and is a predicted model, not a curated record. Gene Ontology annotation, cellular component: nucleus; polar microtubule; mitotic spindle. The coding region runs from base 2158 to 4062 and encodes 634 amino acids. Gene Ontology annotation, molecular function: protein binding. The transcript is spliced from 7 exons. NCBI's taxonomy places the organism in Eukaryota, Metazoa, Chordata, Mammalia, Artiodactyla, Hippopotamidae.
GGAACAGCGCUGGACGCGGGGCCUUGCUUGGGAUGCCUAGGAUCGGGACGUUGCGGGGCGGAGGGUCCUUAAUCCAGGGAAGGGCUUUAUCAUAGGUGAACUCCGGUAGAAUGAAUAGGAGGUCGACGGUGCCAGAGAAUGAGCUCCCAAGAACAUUUUUUAUUUCAGAAAAACAGGCGUGGGAAAGGAAUCACAAAGGAUGUGCAGCGUUCCACAUAAUUCUUUAUCUUUUAAAGUUUUGUCUGUUACCAAAACGAAGUUACACUGUGAAGUGCUGUUUUUCAUCUGUCAGCAAAGAUUAAAAAAGAAGAAACAAUGCUCUUAGUGUGCUACACAGUGGUUGGAAUCUGGUUAUCAUACUUUGCUGGUGGGAGAAUAAAUUGGUACAACUUAUGUGCAAGGUAGUUUGGCAGUAUCUGUUGAAGUGUCAACUAUGCAUUCAAAUGAAGAUGAUCCAGCAGUUCUAUAUCUAGUAAAUGUUCCUCAUUUAAGUGCCGCAUAUAUGGCAGAUCUCAGCAACUUUCAGUGCAGAACUGUUGGCAACAGCAAACAAUUGAAAGAAACCCAAAUAUCUCUCUGAAAUGGAUGAGUUAAAUGAAAUGUGGUCACCCAUGCAAUGAACUGUGGGAGGGAUAUGAGGUUACCAUGUGUCAAAGCUAAUAAAAGGGGAGAAAUUUCAUUUUACAGCUUUGCCUGCAAAUGUGUAGAUGCUACCUGGAAAGGUGAUGGGGAAGUAGAAUAGUUUCCUCUGGGAGAGGAUCUGGUUAGGGGCAUAAAUGGAAGGGAAGUUUAAGCUUCAUAAUACAGUAUAACUUUCUAUUUCAUAGUAGAACAUAUUUUUCAUUUUUUCUUUUUAUCUAUUUUUAAUUUUAUUUGUUUAUUUUUGGCUGCUCCGAGUCUUAGUUGCGGCAUGCAGGAUCUUUGUUGCGGCAUGCGGGCUCUUUUGUUGUGGCGUGCGAGCGUCUCUCUAGCUGUGGAGCACAGGCUCCAGGGUGCAUGGGUUUUGUAGUUUGCGACACACAGGCUCUCGAGUUGAGGUGCACGGGCUCAGCAGUUGCAGCACGCAAGCUUAGUUGCCCUGCGGCACAUGGGAUCUUAGUUCCCUGACCAGGAAUCGAACCCGCGUCCCCUGCAUUGCAGGACGAAUUCUUUACCGUGGGACCACCAGGGAAGUCCCUCAUUUUUUCUUUCAAGGGUCCAGUAGGGGAUUGAAGAAGCACAUCAGGGGGAGGGGAUAGUGGAGGGGAAGGAAACGUGAGGUGGGGAAGGCAGAUGUUCAUGGCCUGUGGCCUGGAGAGGGCACAGCUCGGCCCCACAGCUUGGUGCAGGACUGGCCGCCCCCGAUCCGGAGCAGCCAGCUGUCCAGUCACUUCUGGUCGGCUUGGAUCGCUUGGCCAAAAUGUGUUUGCAAUAGUUUCUUUAUGGGUGGGGUUUCUGAGGCUCCUGUUCAAAUCAGUGUGCAUUUUCUGAACAUACAGACUCAGAAGGUAACCUUGAAUUUAAAAGACGAUGCAGACCAUCUCGAAUGUACCAAAUUUAGUUGAAAUUACAGCGGUUGACUCUUAAAAUGUCAGUAAAAGAAGGUUGGGCUGGUACCCUCCCCUGAGCCACCACCUAGGCCUGUUGUCUUUUUUUUUAUGCAUCCAUCCCUGUGGGGGGAACGCAGUGUUGUUUCCCAUUGGGAGAGAGGAAGAGCCCUUGAGAACCUGGUCUGUGCUGGUAUUUUGUGUUUGUCCUUUAGGAAUUUUAUUUUAUUUUAUUUUAUUUUUUAAUAUGUAUUUGGUUGUGCUAUGUCUUGGUUGCAACAUGCGGGAUCUUCGUUGCUGCAUGUGGGAUCUAGUUCCCUGACCAGGGAUUGAACCCGGGCCCCUGUAUUGGGAGCGCGGAGUCUUAGCCCCUGGACCAGCAGGGAAGUGGGAGUUUUAGAACACCCCAAGGGGCCCCUUUUCUCAGGGGCCUGACACAGGUUCACCACACUGAGUCCACCGGGGGGCUGGGUUCCCACCUGGGUCGUUCUGGCUCUAGAACCCUUCCGUUCCGCAGUGACGCAGGAGCAGAUAACAUGGAAAGGAGAAUCUUGGCAAUGAAGGGACACAGGUCAGGAGGACGAAGACACCAGCUGACAGCCGCGGUGCUGAGGUCGGAGCGGUGGUCAGGAUGGCGGAGGAGCAGGAGUUUGCCCAGCUCUGCAAGUUGCCCACGCAGCCCUCCCACCCGCACGGCGUCAGCAACACCUACCGGAGCGCGCAGCACUCUCAGGCGCUGCUCCGGGGGCUGCUGGCUCUGCGGGACAGCGGCAUCCUCUUCGACGUGGUCCUUGUGGUGGAGGGGAGGCACAUCGAGGCCCAUCGCAUCCUGCUGGCUGCGUCCUGCGAUUACUUCAGGGGCAUGUUUGCCGGGGGGCUGAAGGAGAUGGAGCAGGAAGAGGUCCUGAUCCACGGCGUGUCCUACAACGCCAUGUGCCAGAUCCUGCACUUCAUAUACACGUCCGAGCUGGAGCUCAGCCUGAGCAACGUCCAGGAGACGCUGGUCGCUGCCUGCCAGUUGCAGAUCCCGGAGAUCAUCCACUUCUGCUGUGACUUCCUCACGCCCUGGGUGGACGAGGACAACAUCCUCGACGUCUACCGGCUGGCUGAGCUCUUCGACCUGAGCCGCCUGACCGAGCAGCUGGACGCCUACAUCCUCAAGAACUUCGUGGCCUUCUCGCGGACUGACAAGUACCGCCAGCUGCCCCUGGAGAAGGUCUAUGCGCUCCUGAGCAGCAACCGCCUGGAGGUGUCCUGCGAGACGGAGGUGUACGAGGGCGCGCUGCUCUACCACUACCCGCCCGAGCAGGUGCAGGCCGAGCGGCUCCCGCUGCGCGAGCCGCCCAAGCUGCUGGAGACCGUGCGCUUCCCCCUCAUGGAAGCCGAGGUCCUGCAGCGGCUGCACGACAAGCUGGACCCCAGCCCGCUGAGGGACACGGUGGCCGAAGCCCUCAUGUACCACCGGAACGAGAGCCUGCAGCCCAGCCUGCAGGGCCCGCAGACCGAGCUGCGCUCAGACUUCCAGUGUGUCGUGGGCUUCGGGGGCAUCCACUCCACGCCGUCCACCGUGCUCAGCGACCAGGCCAAGUACCUGAACCCGCUGCUGGGGGAGUGGAAGCACUUCACCGCCUCCCUGGCGCCCCGCAUGUCUAACCAGGGCAUCGCCGUGCUCAACAACUUCGUGUACCUCGUCGGUGGGGACAACAACGUGCAGGGCUUCCGCGCCGAGUCCCGCUGCUGGAGGUACGACCCGAGGCACAACCGCUGGUUCCAGAUCCAGUCGCUGCAGCAGGAGCACGCCGACCUGUGCGUGUGUGUUGUGGGCAAGUACAUCUACGCCGUGGCCGGCCGCGACUACCACCACGACCUGAGUGCCGUGGAGCGCUACGACCCCGCCACCAACUCCUGGGCCUAUGUGGCCCCACUCAAGAGGGAGGUGUACGCCCACGCGGGCGCCACGCUGGGCGGGAGGAUGUACAUCACGUGCGGCCGCCGAGGGGAGGACUACCUGAAGGAGACGCACUGCUACGACCCGGCCAGCGACACCUGGCGCGCGCUGGCCGACGGGCCGGUGCGGCGGGCCUGGCACGGCGUGGCCGCCCUCCUGGACAAGCUGUACGUGAUCGGGGGCAGCAACAGCGACGCGGGCUACAGGAGGGACGUGCACCAGGUGGCCUGCUACAGCUGUGCGUCCGGGCAGUGGUCGUCCGUCUGCCCGCUCCCGGCGGGGCACGGUGAGCCCGGCAUUGCCGUGCUGGACAACAGGAUCUACGUGCUGGGCGGCCGCUCGCACAACCGGGGCAGCCGCACGGGCUACGUGCACAUCUACGACGUGGAGAAGGACUGCUGGGAGGAAGGUCCGCAGCUGGACAGUUCCAUCUCGGGCCUGGCGGCCUGCGUGCUCACCCUGCCGCGCGCCCUGCUCCUCGAGCCUCCCCGCGGCACCCCUGACCGCAGCCAGGCGGACCCGGACUUCGCCUCCGAGGUGAUGAGUGUGUCCGACUGGGAGGAGUUCGACAACUCCAGCGAGGACUAGGGUCCCGGGCUGUGUCGGGGUGGGGAGUGGUGGCAGCUCCCAGGCCCCCCAACCCCCCAGCAUUUGGCCCUGGAGCACUUGACCCCAGGGCGGCGGCGGCCCUCCCUCCCGCCACCUC